This is a messenger RNA of Darwinula stevensoni, 1644 nucleotides long. NCBI's taxonomy places the organism in Eukaryota, Metazoa, Arthropoda, Ostracoda, Podocopida, Darwinulidae. The record is from the annotation of a GenBank genome assembly.
AUCCAUUAGAGGGGGGGCGAGGUAGCAGGCUAAUGCGGACGAUAAUGCCUCGGAAGUUCCGAGGCCGAUUGUGUCCCGUGUGGUACUGCGUGCUGUUCUUUAUCGUCUGGAUCUUCUUCUCCUGGGUCUUCUUCUACACCGGGGAAGGGGCGACGGGAGAUGAUAACCUGGAGAGUUGGUUCGUGGAUAAGGAAUUCCCCGAAGGGUUUCACUGGGGGGUGGCCACUGCUGCCUACCAGAUCGAAGGCGCCUGGAACAAAGACGGGAAAAAGGAGAGCAUCUGGGACGAAUUCGCCCAUCGUCGACCGUCUCCCAUCAAGGACGGGUCGACGGGGGAUGACGCCUGUAUGUCCUAUGACUUCUACAAGUCUGACGUCAAGAUUCUUCAACAGCUCGGGGUUAGGGUGUACCGGUUCAGCAUCUCGUGGUCUCGAGUGUUACCCGAUGGGACAACCAACUCGGUGAACGAACAGGGAGUCCUCUACUACCGCAACCUCAUCGAGCAACUAUUGUCAAAUGGCAUUGAGCCUAUGGUGACUUUGUAUCACUGGGACCUGCCCUUGGCACUGCAGAAAAAAGGCGGCUGGCUCAGCAAAGAUUCCGCAAAAUGGUUCGAAGAUUACUCCCGCUUCUGCUUCGAUACUUUUGGCCCCAAGGUAAAGCUAUGGGUGACGCUGAACGAGCCCUGGGUCGUGUCAGUAAUCGGUUUCGAGAAAGGAGAUCACGCACCGGGAGUGAAGGAUCCGGGGGUCUCGCCCUAUAUAGUGGCCCACCAUCUCCUCCUCGCUCAUGCCAAGGCGUACAGGAUCUACCAGCAGCAUUACCGAAAACUCCAAAAAGGUCUGGUGGGGAUAGCCUUGAAUACUGACAACUUCAAAGCUGCCUCUGGCAGCAAGCGCGACGUCGUCGAUCGAGCCUUCCAGUUUCACCUGGGAUGGUUUGCCCAUCCGAUUUUCUCCAAAGAAGGAAAUUACCCUGGCAUCAUGAUGGACAGAAUCGCCAUGAACAGCGCCAUGCAAGGCUAUAAUUAUUCUCGACUUCCUUCAUUUAACCUCGAUGAAAUCCAGUUCAUCAAAGGCUCAGCGGACUUCCUGGGCUUGAAUUCCUACGGGACAACCUUGGUGUCCGACGAUCCAGACACGGUCAAACGAGGUCCGAGUUACACGAAUGACUCGAAAGUCAUCAAGCAAGCCAACCCAUACUGGGAAACGACCCCGAUGGGGUGGCAGUUUUAUCCCGAUGCCCUGAAGGAGAUACUAGCGUGGAUCAGGGACGAAUACAACAAUCCGCCAGUCUAUGUCACAGAAACCGGAUUCCCAGAUGACAAGACCAUGCUCGAGGACCGAGCCAGGAUCAAUUUCCUUGAGGAGAGCAUUCGAAACGUGUGGGAAGCGAUUCAAUAUGGAAGCGCCGUCCGCGGAUUCAUCGUCUGGUCACUCAUGGACAACUUCGAAUGGGCUAUGGGCUACUCGGUGCGGUUCGGGUUGUAUGAGGUGGACUUCAAUGACCCGAAGAGAACGAGGACGCCGAGGAUGUCGGCUUACUUCUACCAGAAUGUGACCCAGAAAAACGCAUUGUCAGGAGUCUAAGGGGUGGCUCACGAAUUCCAAUCCAUUUCCCUCCUCUAUUUAUGCUGAUAUACGC